Vicugna pacos (alpaca) is the source of this 6550-nucleotide messenger RNA. Lineage: Eukaryota; Metazoa; Chordata; Mammalia; Artiodactyla; Camelidae. The record is from RefSeq and is a predicted model, not a curated record.
CUCGGGCGGAGGCCGUGCCCCCCUGGGAUACCGGGCUCUCCGCGCGGGACGGUAGACCCGGAGCACCUGCAGACGGGCUGCGCCGUGCGGGGUCUGCAGGCGGCCCUGCCUCUAGUGGGCACCUGGGCGCAGGUCCCCACCUGCGCCCUUUCCGCCGCGUGUACCCGAGCGCGCCGGGGAGACGCGUUACUCCUCGUCAGUACUGCCGCUGGGUGGGAGUCCUCACUGCAUAUGUCCACUAUGGGGGAGUCUGGCGUCUUUAACUGCCUGCUUGUCAACUCCCUAGGCCGGUUUUUAACCCCGUCAUGGAAAAGCUCUUACCCGGGGUCGAGCGUGUCGGACAGUGGGGGUCCUGCGACGUCCCCGAGCACCAGGGCCCCCAGGACUGGCCGCAGGACCUUGGGCCGAGCGCUUGCUGGACUGUACGUACCGCUGUUCAUCAGGGCCCCAGAUUGCGCGCGUCUGGUGGAGGCGCUGAUACACCCCGCCCUGCAAAAACAAUGAGGGAUGGCUUUUGGUUUUCCUGUGGAAUAUUAACCAAAACCCGGCUCCUCAAAACAGGCUUGAACCAGCUUCACCGCCUGACACGCGUUCCUCUGUGUUGAGUGAGAAUUGUGGUUUUAACUUUGUGAAACUUAGACUUGCCGAGUGCCACCUCUGUUCUUUCUCAUUGUUUGCUUGGGUCGCAUCACUGGGCGUAUCUUUACCCCACAGCCACUUUCCAGGAGUUCCUGAGUGCUCUCUUGUUGUGAGGGUUAACUUAGUGAAAACUGGGUAAUCGUUUUAUCCUCUGGACCAGGCUUGCUGGAGUGCAGUCCUUUGCAGUAUGUCGACAGCAAACAAGUAAAGGGAGCCUUACUUGUUGGGAAGGUCCUACCCUGACGUCGGAGCACGUCCACAUCUUACAAGACAAUUGACCUGAUAAACAUGCCUGACAAGGAAGCCGGUAUUAGUCUUCCUUGAGAUUUGUCUAAUCUGGUGGCAUGACCCCCUCCCUGCCCCCAAAUACAGACAGUGUGGGAAGGGAGACUGGAGAGACCGCGGGCGAGGGCGCUGCACACAACAGAAGGGGCGGGUCCAUGUGAGUGACCAGGAGGCCUCUUUGGGAUGCUAGGGAGUGCACCUGCAGUCUUCCGGGAGCUGGGAGCCAGAAGUGGGGACAACAGGUCGUAGAGAGCCAUCUUUUUAUUAUGCAGGAGAGAGGGCUCAGGGUAAUCGCAACCAGGAUAAGAGCUGGUCUCAGGAAAAGACAUGGUGCCGGUUCUCACAAGGCCUGUAUGAUGUGAUCCAAAGAAAAUGUUACUAAGAAAAGUCAUAAGGAAGAGAAGACACACUGUCCUAUACUGUAUUUGUAAUCCCCCAAGUUUACAUCGUCGUUUACAAGAUGAAUUGUCCGUCAGUCAGCACCCAAGUCAGUGUUGGCGUACGUGACACAAAACACUGUAGAUGUUACCUGCAUAGUGCAAACCACUGUUUGUCAAGAGUUAACUAUUCUUACAAAGCGAGAAUCAGCAGCCCAGCUCAGCUGUCGGUGACAGUUCUACUCCUGAAACAUCCAGAUUGGCAUUUCAAUCCUUUUCAGAAACAUCAGUUACAGUUCCAACUCGGGGUGCAAACAAAUCUCUUGUCUUAACCAUUUUACUGCUGGGAAAAGUCAGGCCCAGCCUGCUAAGCUAAGGUGACCUCCAGCGCAGCAGCGGGUAGGGGCUACCAUGUUCUGAAUACCCGAAAAAUUGUGACUUACCACGCCUGAGCCCUUUGUCCCAAGGCCCUGCGUCACCCAGGUGGACCCACCUGUUAUGUUCAGGUGCAGCCGUCUCUGUCCCCUGCACCUCACUUCCCACACUCCAUCUUUGGGGGAGGGAGGUAUCUCACCUGAUGGGACUAAUCUCAAGCAGGGCAGGCCCAGUCUGUGCUGUCCCCACUGCUGUCCGGCACACAGUGGUGCCUGAUGCCCAGGGCAAGAGGACAGGAGGAGCACCGGAACUCUCCAGACUCCCAGGGGAGACGUGGACAGACGGGGACAGCUCAGCGGGCUGCACCUCAGGGGCCAACCUGCCUCUUCCCUGUGCCCCGGUUGGACUUGGAGUGUAGACGGUCAAGGCAGCUCGCGCUGUCCAGGAUGGGAAGGGCUUUGGGUGUAGUGCUGCUGGGCUGGGCUGCGUUUCCGUGAGUCAUCACCACAAGAGUUGAUGUCCUGGGUCCUAGGGGCUGUCCCCGAAGAGCGACUUCCUGCCAGAAACCCCACCUAUCUGGUAUUAAAUGGCAAACACUGUUCCUUUGUAGACAUGGCCCUGUCUAACCCACCUGGCCGCGGGGGCACCUUGCUACCACCACCUGGUCCCACCCAGCCAGGCCCGGGGCUUCACACUCCUGGCAUCUGACAUUCCAGGGCCAGAUGUGCCUGGAGCAUCUCACUGGAGCAGACGCUCUUCCAGGGGCUGGACAGGGCGGUGAACAGGACGGACAGCGCUGCCCUCGGAGCUUGUGUUCCAGUGGAGGGCAGUAAGCAGGAUGGCUCCGCCUGCUGCGUUGAGAUCCCGCUGUGGGGGCAUGGAGAAGGCAGCUAGGAGGUCAUUGCAGAAGUCCGCAUAGGUACAUCACAGCAAUGCAAGUGAUGAGGGCGAUCAGAUUCUGGGUACAUCUCAACGUGGAAGAACCAAGACUCUCGCCUGAAUCUAAGUAGUAAUUAUGGAAUGUUGAUUUUAGAUGAAUAUAUUGGGAUUAUUUAGCAACUUCACAGAACUGCUCAUGAAAACCAAAGAACUGCAGAAUUUAUCCUAAACUUCCUAGGAUUUUUCUGAACUAUUUAUGAUGAACUGGGCUGACUGUUUACAUAGAAGAGAAGAUUCCAGCAGCUUCAAGAUUUUCCACCAUCAUGUCAAUUACCGCCUUCUGUGGGUUGACCAGAUGCACGGAUGGUUCCUAAAGGUUCCUGUGGCCCUCAUGAGGGCAGAGCAGACCCUUCACAGCCCGCGCUCCCUGCUGUGGGGCUGUACUGGAGCUUCAGGGACGAGGGUGAGGCACUGCUCCGGGGGCAGGCCCAGAUGGACGUGCCUGUCAAACCUGCUCGUCUGCUGCUGCUCAGCCGCGACUGUGGCUGGCCAGCCGUCGCUUCUCGAGGACGAGGGAGGCGAGUGCACGGAGCCUGUCCCGAGGAGAGCAGUCUUUGGUGCCUGAACUUUGAGUUUGGUGCAAGUCACGUGGCUUGAAACAGAUACGAGUUCGUCUUAGCACUGGUUCUCCCCGCCCUGCCCAGCGGCUGGCAGCACACCUGGCCUCGAGGGGGACUCGGAUCCCACCCACUGCGAGGAGUUCCUGCACAGGCGCACGUGAGCAGCCUCGCGUUUUUAGCACACAGACCCCUUCCAGAGGUAUUCGACUCUGGCCGGUCCAUCCUGUCAUUCCAAGGGAAGAGAACCCGAUCCCAGGACUUCAUGGGCCUGACAGGCUCCCACCUGUGCCCAAGUGGGUGCACAGGGACAGUCACUGGGGCACCGAGAGUGCUGGAGAAGAGGUGCUCAGGCCCCGUCAUGGCGGAGCUGUGCCGCACGGACUCCUCGCUGGCGGCCCUGGACGAGGAGGUGCUGUGGGAGAUGCUGGAGGACCACCGCUGCAGGAUUGUGUGCAGCAUCUUCCCCAGCCGCCUUACCCCCUACCUGCGCCAGGCGAAGGUGCUGGGCCAGCUGGACGAGGAGGAGGUGCUGCAUGGCCCCAGGUUCACCAACACGGCCAUGAGAGUCGGACAUUUGCUGGAUUUGCUGAAGACGCGAGGGAAGAACGGGGCACUCGCCCUCCUGGAGAGCCUGAAGUUCCACAACCCUGACGUCUACACCCUGGUCACGGGGCUGCGGCCCGCCGUGGACUUCAGCAGCUUCAGUGGGCUCAUGGAGACGUCCAAGCUGACCGAGUGCCUGGCGGGGGCCAUCAGCAGCCUGCAGGAGGAGCUGAGCCAGGAGAAGGGGCAGAAGGAGGCGCUGCUGCAACAGAGCCGUCGCCUGCAGGAGCGCCUGGAGCAGGCGGAGGCCCGCGAGCGGAGCCUGCGCCAGCUGGAGGCCGAGCACGGCCGCAUGCAGCGCGAGGUCAGCGCCCGCUUCCACGAGGUGCUGAAGCUGAAGGACGAGAUGCUGGGCCUCUCGCUGCACUACAGCAACGCGCUGCAGGAGAAGGAGCUGGCCACCACGCGCUGCCGCAGCCUGCAGGAGGAGCUGUAUCUGAUGAAGCAAGAGCUGCAGCGGGAGAAGAUGUCUUCUUCCUGUGAGCGGGAGUCUCGAGAGCGGUCGCUGAAGAUGGCGAGCGGCCUGGAGCCUGAAGACGAGGAGCUGAGCCGCCUGAAGGAGGAGAACGAGAGACUCCGCUCCCUGACGUUCAGCCUGGCGGAGAAGGACAUUCUGGAGCAGAACCUGGAUGAGGCCCUGGAGAGCAGGCAGGAGCUGGUGGACCGCAUUCACUCUCUGCGGGAGCGGGCCGUGGCCGCCGAGAGACAGCGCAAGCAGUACUGGGAGGAGAAGGAGCAGACCCUGCUCCAGUUCCAGAAGACGCAGGUGGACUGUGAGAUCUACAAGGAGAGGCUGGGCGCCCUGCAGAGCCACGUGGUCGAGCUGCAGAAGGAGCGGGACCAGGCUUACUUGGCGAGGGACGGAGCCCAAGUGGAGAUUUCUCAGAGCCUGACGGAGAAGGACGCCCUCCGCAGGAAGGUGUUUGAGCUGACGGACCAGGUCUGCCGGCUGCGCCAGCAGCUGCAGGCCAAGUCGCUGCCGCCCGGGCCCAAGCAGGAGGCGGGGCCCAGGGAGCCCUGUCCGAAGGGGAAGCAGCGGCUGACGCGCACGUUUGCCCUCUGCCCGCGGGACGACGGCAGCCCCUCUGAGUCUCAGCUCUGCUCCGACCUGAGCGCCACGUCCAGCCGCGAGCUGGUGGACAGCUUCCGCUCCAGUAGCCCCGUGCCUCCCAGCCAGCAGUCCCUAUACAAGCGGGCCGCGGAGGACUUCCGGGAAGACCCCUGGUCUUUCAGCAGCUGCCCGGAAAUCCUGGAGGUAGACCAGGGGAGCUGCCUGGGUGCCAAGGUGGACGACGCUGACCUGGACUAUGAGAUUGUAGACCAGGCAGACCUUCCGGAGUCUGAAAACAGCCUGCAGCCGUCCUCUGGGGACCCCUGCCUCUCCGCCAGCAGCGUCCCGGUGCGGCGGAGGCUGGCCCGCAAGAUCCUGAGCCAGGUCACGGUGCUGGCCUUCCAGGGGGAUGCGCUGCUGGAGCAGAUAAGCGUCAUUGGUGGGAACCUCACAGGCAUCUUCAUUCACCGGGUCACACCAGGCUCCGCGGCCGACCAGAUGGCCUUGCGCCCUGGCACCCAGAUCACGAUGGUGGAAACGGAGCCCUUGUCCAAGGUCGUCCUGGAGGGCAUGACCCUGGAGCGAGCCGUCAGACUUCUCCAGAGGGUGAACGGCUUCUGCUGCCUGUCUGUGAAGGUCAACAUGGAAGGUUAUAAGAAGCUGGUCCAGGACAUGGAGGCCAAAGUGGCCACGUCAGGGGACUCCUUCUACAUCCGGGUCAACCUGGCCAUGGAGGGGCGGGCAGAGGGGGAGCUGCAGGUGCACUGCAACGACGUCCUGCACAUCACGGACACGCUGUUCCAGGGGGGCAGCUGCUGGCAUGCCCACCGUGUCAGCCCCCAAUGUACCAAGGGCACCGAACAUGGCGCUGUCCCCAACUACACGAGAGCCCAGCAGCUGCUCAUCGGCCUCAUCCAGGACAUGGCUCAUCAGAGCACCAUCGCCCGCAAGCAGCCUUCUGGGGGAGCCCGAAAGUUGGUCCGCAUCGUCAGUGUGGACCGAACCAAGGCCACCCCUCUGUGGUCAUCCUUUGACGGGGGCCAGUUGGACCCGAGCUGGGCAGAAGAGCCCCCCACCAUGGGCUUCUGGGCCGAGAGCUGCUUCACCCUGGUGCCCUACACCCUGGUGCACCCCCGCCGGCCCAGCCAGGCCCGGCCCGUGCUCUUCGUGCCCGGGGUAGUCGGGGAGAUCCUGAUCAAGAAGCUGUGCCUCCUCCACGGGUUUAAGAGAUGCCUAGCAGAGUACCUGAGCCAGGAGGAGUAUGACACCUCCUGCCAGAGAGGGGACAUCAUCCAGGAGAGGGAGGCACCCGGUGGCCACUACUGUGUGACCCGCAGAGCAGUCGAGUCCCUCAUGGAAAAGAACACCCACGCCCUCCUGGAUGUCCGGCUGGACAGCAUCUGUGUCCUGCACAAGAUGGAAGUCUUCCCCAUCAUCAUCCACGUCUCCAUCAAUGAGAAGGUGGCAAAGAAAUUCAAGAAGGCCCUGCAGCGGCUUGGCACCACGGAGGACCAGCUCCUGGAGGCCGCCAGGCAGGAGGAGGGCGAGCUGGACAAGGCGCCCUGUCUGUACAGCAGCCUGGCCCCCGACAGCUGGAGCGACCUGGACGCCCUGCUUGGCUGUGUCCGCCUGGCCAUCGCAGACGAGCAGAAGACGGUUGUGUGGACAGAGCAGAGCCCCCACUGAUGCCCCCCCGAGGCAUAAUAAAUUUAGAAAAUGAA